Molecule: messenger RNA, 1284 nt
Organism: Morchella importuna
Lineage: Eukaryota; Fungi; Ascomycota; Pezizomycetes; Pezizales; Morchellaceae
Exons: 1
Coding region: 1-1284 (427 amino acids)
Source: RefSeq, a predicted model, not a curated record
AUGUCCACUCAGUCCACCUCCCAAAGCCAGUCCUCCUCCUUCCCUCGCCAAUACCAAGGCCUCCGUUUGCCUGGUAACAUCGGCGACGUCCCCAUGACUAAACUUGGGGACGUUAGGAGGGCUCCUCCCUUCCUCAAAGGUCAGGCCAACGUCAUCGGCCAGACCAACGUCCCUCUAGAUGAGAGAGCAUGGCAGGCGCAGGUUCAUGCCGCCAUGCUCACAACAAUCGACGAAGACGGACACCAACCAGAGGAUCACUACGUCUCCCCACUAGCGAACCUCCUGUCCUCCAUCCCACCGGCGGAAAAGAUGGAGGACAUCAAACGUCUCCUACACCCCUCCUUCCGUAUGCGAUGCUUCGACGUAUUGCUGUCUGCGUUUGAGACAGCUACGAAGAUCGUGGGGGUUCAAUCCGCCAUCAAAGCACUGAAGAAGCAGUUGUUCGAGAAGAAACUCCCGACUGCAGUCAACCCUAUCGUACGGUCGAAGGUUGGCACUCAGUUCACCUCCCUAUACCCCACGGAACUCAGGGAGAAAGCGGCUCGGGAUAUGGCCGCUAUCCAGCAAGAGUGCGCCCUCAGACUGCAUCAAACCAUCAUCGAGCAGAAAGAGGCAGAGCUCGAAUACCUUCAAGCCCUAAACUCCUUAGGGAAUCUAGACGAACUGCUGCGUGCGGCAGUUAAGAAAGAUUUCCUGAGUGCCAAGCUCCAACACGGGUCGCGCCCGGGACAGGAGGAUGUCAACAUGGAUCUAGGUGAUACCCCAACUGAGUCGAGAGACCAAAGGGAUAUCGCUGGAGAAAUGGAGAUUCCCCAGUUUUUGUUGGUAGAGAGGGAUGCAGCCUUAGCGCUUGCCCCUUUAUUGGCAGUACGUGUCCUUGAGAUGGCACGUACGAGGCAGGCAAACAAAGACUACCUCCUUGAGAAGAAAGUUUCUCUCAAGGAGCGUACGAUCCUUCAAGUGGCACAGGAAACCCCUGAGUCAGAGGAAGCUAGACUUUCUCGACUCAUUAAGGGAAUCCUCUUGAAGGAUAAAAAACAAGCCAAAAAGACCAAAAAUGUAAGAGAGGGUGACCCCCUUGUUGACUUUGCGCCGCUUACAUUUAUAGGUCAAGAAACCGGCUGCCCCAAGGGAAACAAACCUCAGGGGAUCAAAAAAUCGAAAGGAAAAGGAAAAGAGAAGGGGAAACCCCAAUCCGCUCCACAUCCAGCGUCGUCCACGAAGAGCCACAAGAGGAAGCCUUCAACAGACGGAAAAGGUGCCGAGAAGAAAGCGAAGCGAUGA